Messenger RNA from Pomacea canaliculata, 9148 nucleotides. RefSeq names its product ATP-dependent RNA helicase DDX3Y-like. Gene Ontology annotation, molecular function: ATP binding; RNA helicase activity; RNA binding. Gene Ontology annotation, cellular component: nucleus; P granule. The record is from RefSeq and is a predicted model, not a curated record. Lineage: Eukaryota; Metazoa; Mollusca; Gastropoda; Architaenioglossa; Ampullariidae. The transcript is spliced from 16 exons. Gene Ontology annotation, biological process: gamete generation; cell differentiation. Bases 454 to 2130 code for a protein of 558 amino acids.
UCAUAAUAUGCCUAAUGGUUCUGCCCAAAAUGGACCUGGUCUAGAGCAGCAGUUUACUGCUGCUUUGGACUUGAACGCUCAAGGGCGUGGUCGUGAUUUCCCUCAUCAAGGUUUUCCUCCAGGACCCAACAAUGGUGACAGAAGUGCCUACAAUGACCGUGGUGGAUACAGUGAGCGUGGGGGCUACAGUGAGCGUGGCAGUAGCAGGGGUGGUUUCACAGACUACAGAAAUGGUGGACGUGGCAGUAGUGGGAGUGCUGCCAAUUACAACAAUUUUGGCAACCGACGUGGUAGUGGCGGCAAUGGUUUUCAAGGCCGUAGUGACACAAGUGGUGACAGUCGUUGGAGUGCUAGUCAGCAAGGUGCCACACGCUUUGAUCGUCCGGCCACUGUGCCACCACCAGUUCCCAACAGAGCAGUCGGUGGGAUGCAUUAAUUGAUGACAGAGAUCGAAUGAGAACACGCAAUGCUGGUCAGGGCUACAAUCGGUGGGACAACAGGCAAGACUGUGCUGCAGAUGGAAGAGAGGAUUGGUCGGUGCCACUGCCCAGAAAUGAGCGCCUUGAACAGGAACUGUUUGGUGGAGACAAUACUGGCAUUAACUUUGACAAAUAUGAAGACAUUCCCGUUGAAGCUACUGGAGACAGUCCACCACCACACGUUGAAAGUUUUGAAGAUUGUAAGCUGGGUGAAAUCAUCCGCAACAACAUUGUGCUUAGCAAGUACUCUAAGCCCACACCAGUCCAGAAAUUUGCCCUACCAAUAGUCCUUGGAAAACGUGAUCUGAUGGCAUGUGCACAGACAGGUUCUGGAAAGACAGCUGCCUUUCUUGUGCCCAUCUUGAACCAGAUUUAUGAAAGUGGACCAUCUGGAGUUCCUCAAGGCAAUCAGCAGCAGGGACGUGGGUAUGGCCGUAGAAAGAUGUAUCCUCUUGCAUUGGUGCUUGCCCCCACAAGAGAACUUGCUUCGCAGAUCUACGAUGAAGCACGAAAGUUCGCUUAUCGCUCACGUUUGCGACCAUGUGUGGUUUAUGGAGGUGCUGACAUUGGGGCUCAAAUGCGAGAUCUUGACCGUGGUUGUCAUUUGCUAGUUGCCACACCUGGUCGUCUUGUGGACAUGAUGGAGCGGGGGAAAAUUGGCUUGGAUCAUUGCACAUUCCUCGUUUUGGAUGAAGCAGAUCGAAUGCUGGACAUGGGGUUUGAACCUCAAAUCCGUCGUAUUGUUGAGAAAGACACCAUGCCAUCUGUUGGAAAACGCCAAACUCUUAUGUUCAGUGCAACUUUUCCAAAGGAAAUUCAGGUUUUAGCUCGCGAUUUCCUGGAUAACUACAUAUUCUUAGCUGUUGGUCGAGUGGGCAGCACCAGUGAAAACAUCACUCAGAAGGUUGUAUGGGUAGAGGAGAACGAGAAGAGGUCCUUCCUUUUGGACCUGCUGAAUGCAUCAGGUCCUGAUUCCCUUACCCUUGUAUUUGUGGAGACAAAGAAGGGAGCAGACUCGCUAGAAGAGUUCUUGGUGUAUGAGGGUUACCCAGCUACAAGCAUUCAUGGCGAUCGCUCACAGCGAGAGCGAGAAGAUGCUCUUCGAGUUUUCAAGAAUGGAGAGCGGCCCAUACUUGUUGCAACUGCAGUUGCUGCUAGAGGUUUGGACAUCCCCAAUGUUCGUCAUGUUAUCAACUUUGAUCUGCCAAGUGACAUUGAGGAGUACGUGCAUCGUAUUGGACGUACUGGCCGUGUUGGAAACCUAGGCUUGGCUACAUCAUUCUUCAAUGAAAAGAAUAAGAACAUCACUCGUGAUAUGAUGGACCUACUUGUAGAAGCAAACCAAGAGGUGCCGCCAUGGCUAGAGUCUCUUGCCUAUGACUCUCGUCCCAUCGGACCUCGGAGAGGUGGACCACGCAGGUUUGGAAAUUCUGGUGGUGGUGGCAGUGGUGGUGGCGGCGGCAGCGGCUUUGGAGGUAGAGAUUAUCGCCAGAAUAAAGCACCACAAGGCAAAAAUUUUGGAAACCAAGGCAGUGGUGGCUAUAGUAACCAGGGAGGCUUCAGUCAUUACAACCAGUAUCAGUAUGGGGGCAAUUAUGGUGGCAGUUAUGGUGGGGGUGCCCCAGCCAAUGACUGGUGGGGAGGAAACUGAGCAUAAGGCAGGCGCUGACCUGAAGUUUCCCGGCUGUUGUCAGCGUUGAUGUUUAGGCCUUCAGUGUGUCGGCAAGCUUCGUGGGAGGACUGCCCUGCUUUGUGACUGAAAAUGGACAAUGUUUUCUUCUCAACUUGCCCCUAUGAUUGAACUUGCCCUCCUGCUGUUUGUCUCUCUCUCUUAUUCCUUUUUUUUUUUUUUUCUUCUUUGGAAUGAAAAUCUUUUUUGGGGGGUUUGAACCAGUCAUGGCAUGUGAAGCUUUGUUCAAACUCGAAAGACAUUAUUGCAUAUUUCCCAGCUUUCCUAGCACACUUAACAAAAGAGAUGAUGUCACCACUAACCAUAACUGUGUGGAACUGCUGUUGUCAGAUUAUAUCGCGACUUGUCACGUACUUGAGAAAGAUGAGGAGAUAGGUGGAUUGAUAGGGGCAUGGGUAAUUAAAACCAUAUCUUAUUUGAAUGUACACAUUCACUCAGGAUUUGAAAGAGGGCACACACCAUGUGUAGAGUACAUAGAACUUGAUAUAUUAACAGCAAGAAGUGUUACUCCAGCAUGCUUCUGCCUUGUUCAGCAUCCAAUUUCUGGAGACAUUAAUGGUUUGGAAACGAAAAUGAGAAAGGUGGCACACAUACGCUUCCUUUUAUUGCAUUGAUGGAUCAUACUUUCUAACCAUAUGUAUCCACACACACAUGCAUAUAUAAUUUAUAUAUAAAUACUGCUAACCAACCAUGUUGAAAUGUUUGGUCUCCUGAAAACUCAGCAAAAGUUGUGAGUGACUGAAAUACUGGCUGAAGGGUCAGUAGGUCAAGUGGGAACAUAACAGGAACGUUUCUGGAGUGCAGCAUGUAGCCAUUUCAUACAUCAAAAACAGCCAAGUCAGCUACUUUUACUAAGAUUUAUUAUAAUUGUCUUGAACAUGAUAGAAAGGCAGCAAUAUUCUUUUUCCCUGUGUGUGUUUCUUGUUUAAAGAAGUGCCAUUUUUCAUGUGUAUAGAUUAAUGGUUGGGUGUAAUUUAACCUAUCUAAAACUGUGGUUCUCAGAUGACGGGGAGAGAACAAGAUAACUGUAGAGAUGGUGCUUGUAAACUAUUGCUGAAAGGCGGCUGGCUAUUUCAUAAAGAUGUGUUAUUCCCCAUCCACACAGAUUGUUGCAAGCUGGAUGUCAAAUGGCUUUACGCCUGGGAGGGGGUGGGGAAAAUCUUAUCUGUGCUUCAUGCAUUGGUGAGGGCUGCCUGUCAGGUUGAAUGAAAGCCUGUAUCUUUGGUAUAAAGGCAGCUUUAUGAGCAUGAGAGUCAAGUAGUGGAUGUCAUUCAACUUGAUGACAAGCAUGCUACUAACCCACUGUCGGUAGCCUGCAUGUGAAGAUUGUGGUGUAGGUAUCUUCAUACACCAUGCUUUGCUGUGGUAUACAGCUGAUUUAUUAUUUGCGUUUUUCUUUGAACAUUUUAUUUUCUGUGAAAAUGUGUUAUAGAUUGAAAGCAGUUUGAAUAAAUGUAGUCCAGAAAAAAAAGCCUUUAAAGACGUUGACAUAAUCGCAUGCAACUCCUCGCUCACUGAGUUGAACAUGGGAUAGGAGACAGCUCAGGAGAUGUCUCUCUUGAGACAAUCAAAUAUAGUAGAUAAGGAGUUUUAGCAAAAAAUGUUGUGUGCAAAACUUGAGGUUAUUUUGAUAAAUGAUUCCAAUGUUUUUAUACUUGCCCAUCCACCUGGACAUUGUCGCUUCACAACUUCAGACUCACAUAUGUUGAAAAGAGAUCUGAUUGUUUAUUCAUGCGUACAAUGCUCUUCAUAUUUUUUUUCUUUCAUGAGACUGAUAAUCCAGUUACGUUACAAGUAAAUAGAAUAAAUUGUUUCUUCAUUCCCCAGACACCAGUCUUCGCUGUUGCCUAUCCUGUAAGCACACGUGCAUAAUCUCUAGGUUAACAGGUCCCUGGUUUAGACUUUUUGACCAGAAGUGUUGUGCAUAGUCUUGAAAAAAGGUCACAUAAUGUUUCUCUUGCAGAACAGCUAAGAAACAGUGUAUAUGUGGCCAUACAAUUUGACUAUGCAUGGGGUUAUGUUCCUUGUAAAAAUAAUCUUCAUGUUGAUGAAGGGGCCAAGAUUUCUCUACACAGCCCAGCUGCAACACUGGGGCAGCUCCAGCAAGGGAAGUAACUGCUCAGGGAUCAAGCUUUUUUUUUCUUUUGAAAAAAAAAAUCGGAGAAUGUGUUGUGUUAGCAGUUCUCUCCUCCCCCUUCCCCUCCCAAGACCAUUUCUUGCGCCAUUGUCUUAAAGGGAAUUAUGUUGUAGCUUGAGACUGUCGGCUACAGACUGGAUCACUAUUACUGGCUUGUGACUGAGGUGUGUUGCAGUGCAUGCAGCUGGUUUUGUCCAAAACUGUUUGCAUUGUAUAUAUCAUUCGCAAGGAAUAAACUGGCGGCAAACAGUUUUUUUGGUCACUGACAGUUAAAAGGGUAAAAUCAGGAUUGGUCUUAUAAACAGGUUCCAAAUCUUGUCAUUUAUAAUAUUAAAAAAAAAAAAAAAGAAAGCAAUGAAAGAUGGCCAUUUUCAGUUUUAUAUCUAGUUCAACUGUUUGUUGCUUUUUCUUUUAAAAGUUUGAUCUCCUUUUGGCAUUGAACCUAAAUUAUAUUCUGUUAUCCCACCAAAUGCGUAUUUUGUAAGACGUUUGAGAGAUAUAAUUCUAUAUAUAUAUAUCCGUUAUAUAUACACACCAGUGCGCGUAUUGAAUACAUAAUCAUGAUUGUAAUGAAGCUGAUAAUAGGUGCUUGCUCCAAACGAUGUGCAAGCAACAAUGGGAGUGAGAAGUUGUGUCUAGAGUUGCAAGUGUCCGGUGGAUGGAGUUUUGUGGCAGUUUAUUGUUACUAAGUGAGCACCAUGUACGGUACUUAAAUAAGACAGGUCGCGAAAGGUCUGACAAGGGAUUCAACAGCUUGGGGAAAGUGCACAAGUGCACUUACCCUUUACUCAUACAGUCCGGUGUGCUAGUUUCUUUUUUUGUCUCUUAAGCAGGACUCGUUUGAACUUUUUUUAAAAAAUAUAUAUAUAAGCUGGAAGGGAAGGAUUCCUUUCCUACUCCUUCUUAAAUCUCCUCAAUGAUUUGCAAACGAGUGUUGAACAAUGCUCAUAACGAGUGGGGAUUUUAAGUUCAUGUACUCUUUUUCACCUCCCACUCGAUUCUGGUUCAAAUCCUGUUCUAAUGUUGCAUGUAAACUUAUUGAUACAUGGACAUUUAUUGUGCAGUGGUGGUUUGGUGGCUUUAAUUUUGUUUAGUUUCUGUUAGUUUUUAUUUGUCUUAAUGUAUAUGUCUUGAUGCUGUUCCUUGGUUAGGUGGGAAUAUUUUUGGUGGGAAGGGAAUAAAAGCUAGAAAUCUAAUCCCAGAUUUUUAAAAAAAAAACCGAUGACUACAGUCUUGUGGAUAUCAGCAUUUGGAAAUGUGUACAUAUAUAAUACAUUACUAGAUUGAUAUUGAAGUAUAGUAAUGAAAAGAUGAUGGUUAAAGUUUCUGUCUUUUCCACCUGCUGAAAACAUGAAAGCUAUGUUUUUUUGACUUGUACUGAUUGUUUCACACCAACUCUUUCACACAGCUUUCUAGGACAUUUGCUUGCCUGUAACAAAACAUGAGGGUGCUUGGUUCAUCAUGGGCACAUGAUCUCUGUUGCAUCUGUUGUAUGAAGGGGAAAAAGAUGAAUUGAUAGGGUUUAUUAGAGAGCUGUAUUAUGUGUAUUGUAACAAUGAACCACUACAUCCUUUUAAAAAAGUGAAAAUUUUGGGCUUUUAUUUUUUUUUAAACAGACUGUUGCUGCUGGAAGUGUGACUGUCUUGUCAAUUUUUUUUAACUUUCAUUUUAUGAUGUAUAACUUGCCUGAAAACACUACUUUUUUUAAAAAAUUGAAUUUAAAUAAGUCUGAUAUACAACUUUUGCCAUUUUUUUUUUUCCUGUUCUACCAAUGUUUUAUUUUGAAUUAAUGUCAUUGCUGAUACAGAAACAUGGACCUACACACAGGUUAAAAAGGAGGUUAACAGCAUGAAGUGGUUGCAAUGAUACAGCUAGCAAACUUAUUUAAUUUGGAUAAACCAGUGUUGAGCUGUAUUUCAUCAGUAAUUCCUGCAGAACUUUCCAUAUGAUUAUAUAAUGGCUAGUCAUUAGACGACCCCCCCCCCCCCCCAAAAAAAAAAAAAAAGUUGUCUCUUUUGUGCUUCUCUGAUUAUGUGGAACAUUUUUAAUGAAUCUCCCGAGAUUCGUUAUUCACACACACACACACACACAAAAUCAGCAACCGAGGAAGGUAUGUUGUUUUUCCUGUUAGCGUGCUGGGAGGCAGUAUUUAUCUUGUCUGGGAAUAGGAUAGGGGAUGAACUGAAAUUAAUGGAAGUGACGAAAUAUUUUUUAAAUGGUUAGAAAACAAAGUAACUGUUUAGAAAUGGAAAUUAUUUGUAUUGUUUUAAAUUGUUGCAUUAGCAGAAAUUUAUGAAGUUAGUGCAUCUAGAACAAACAGAUUACCAGUUUUGUUUUUGUUGGCUUGUACUGAUAUAUAUAUAUAGAUGUUAGCCUACAUCGUAUGCUUACAUCACAAGAAUGGUCAUCAAAGUCUGGGUGAGAAUCUCAAAGUGAUCAGAGUAUUUUUGGUAGCAUUCAGAGUGUGUGUGUGUGUGCAUGUUACAUUUGCCAGGGUUUAUAUCUGUAUGGUUGUAGUCUUGCAUCUUGUUCUCCCAGCUUUGUUUCUUGAGAUUGUUUAUACACGGGCAACUUGAGCUGUCUUCUACAAUUUGUAAAUGUUAUUUGGUGGCUAAAUUCAUAAGUAUUCUGUAUGCAGAGGCCGGUGAUAGAGUGGAAAAUGUUUAUGCCUUCUUGUCCUGCAAAGUUCUGCAGCCUUCACUAAGUGGUUUUACCCCCCUCACGUUUUGCCAUUCUAUUAUCUGCCUUGCCUUUACUUUUAUCCUACUUUUUUCCCUUUCUUUAUUCUUUGGUUGAUGAGCAGGGUCUUUAAAAGCACUAUCCUGCUGCAUUAUUUUAUGAUGUUCUUUCCAAACUGUUUUGAAGGCAGUGUCAAAUGGUUUUGAUCAUUGAAGUGCUUAGACUGGAUAUUUCUAUGGCUUUUUGUGUCGGGCAUGAGGAAGGCCCCAUGGCCUCCAAAUCUAAGUGCACUCACAGGUGUGAGGCUUGCUCUUGUCUGUGACAGGAACUCAUCAUAGCCUUCAUAGUUCAGUGCAUUUACAGGUGCAAGGCUUGCUUUUGUCUGUGACAGGAACCCACACCUCCUUCCAUGGUUCUGGCAGUGCACCUAAUCCUUCCACAUGUUAUGUCAUAUCCUUGACACGGUGAACCUUUUACCCUUCUUGGCAUUAUUCCUUAUUGGUACUGAAGCUUAAUGCAGCUUCUUGGGUCAGAUAAAUUACCCAAGUGAUGUUGGGAGCUGAUUAUUUUUUAUAUGUAAUUCCAAGCCUUAGUAAUAUUUAAGGUUAGGACUAAAGAGGUCAACAGUUCAGAGCCAUACAAUAGCUAGGCUGAUGGACAAUGCCAAGGAGGUGCUAGACAUGUUACCUGUUACUAUUACCAAAAUGUCUGGUGUGAAUAAUGAGUUUCACAUAAUAAGUUUGGAAAUGCCACCAAUCCCAAAAACUAUUCCUUGUUAUGUGAUAUGCAUCAUUUUGUUUGAUGAAUAUUAGAACAUUUGUCAAAGCAUCAUUCCCUCCUUAACUUUGAGCAUUGCAUAGUCUUAUUGCAAGUUAAAUAUCAUUCCUUCUUGAAAUACAGAUCAGCAUGUUCCUGUUGCAAGCUGUUUUACUUAGUGGCGUAAAAGUCUUGAAAUUGUAAACUGAAGAAGCAUGUAUGCUGUGGUGGUCUAUUUGUAUAUUCCAUCUUGACACUUGUCAAAAUGAUACACUUGGCAUACUUUGGUAUUAUGUUACACAAUGGUCAUUUUAUUUUUGCAUGAAUGUUUCAAAAGCGCUUUGUCUUCCCUUUAACAGCUUUAAAAAAAAAAGUAUUCUACUUCUGCAUCUCUCUCGCAGGGACUUGCCAUCAGCACAUUUUAUGCAGCAUGUCAUGUGUGAAGGUUGAAAAAUGUCAACAGAAGACACUAGAUUGUGAAAUACCUGUGAAAGAAGCAUGCCAAUUUUUUCUAGAUUGGUUACUUUUUUACUGGGACAGAAGAGCUUUCAUAAAGCUAGCAUCCAUGAGCAAAGUUGCUGAUGAAUUUCUUUACAUGAAUCCUGACCCUUGUAUGAUGACCUGUACAAUUGACUGAUCUUGUUAGUACGGGGGAGAAGCUUGGAAGGACCGUAGCUUGUUUGUUUGGUUUUUUUUAAAUAGGGGAUUGUGUCUAAAAAUUACCUUUUAAACUAGCUGUUAGCCUGCAUAAGUGUACAACAGCUUAUUGUUUUAUUAAGGAUAUUCUGAAGACUGCUGUACUCAGUCUUCUGCUUUCCUAGAUACCAAAGAAAAUAACACAUUAGCACAUGAGUGACCUAAUAGUCCUGGCAGACUUGAUAUCUGCCAUUCUGGCAGAACAGGUCAUGCAGAAUGUUCUCCUUCUCUUCUUUAUUCUGUUGACACCAUGCUGGUUCACUAUCAUCAGGCUGGGUAGUGUGUCCUUAUCUUUGUUUUCUGGGAGGUUUUUUUUUGUUGUUGAGGAAUGUGGGUGCUAGAAUUCUACGAGUAUGCACUUUUAUCUUUUCUCUGAAUUCUGUAUAUUUUGUUUGUGUCUGUAUUCGGUAGUAAAUAUGACGUAAAUGACUUUUUAAAGAAGAUUUUUUUUUGAAAAGACAACUCUUAUGCUAUCAGUAAUCACUAAAGUAUUUUUUAACAUUAUUAUAGAAUGACAUUGUUUAUGUGUUGUCGGUUUUUUUUUGUUUUUUUUUUUUCUUCAUUAUUUCAUCCCAAGUUAACUUGGGAGCUGAUGGCAAUGUCUGAAUGAUGACAUACAACAAAAACUUUCUGAAUAGGUAGCGGAAGCAAGCCUUGCAAUGUUUAUGUGGAAAUAAAGGGACAAUUCGUGUUGAAUAGUCCAUAAAUAGC